Messenger RNA from Carcharodon carcharias (great white shark), 5201 nucleotides. RefSeq names its product adenosine deaminase 2a (gene ada2a). The record is from RefSeq and is a predicted model, not a curated record. Gene Ontology annotation, molecular function: adenosine deaminase activity. Gene Ontology annotation, biological process: adenosine catabolic process; inosine biosynthetic process. The transcript has 9 exons. The coding region runs from base 879 to 2426 and encodes 515 amino acids. NCBI's taxonomy places the organism in Eukaryota, Metazoa, Chordata, Chondrichthyes, Lamniformes, Lamnidae.
CUCCUGGGUACCAGCCAAUGGGCUGAGUGGAGUUAGUGUGGGGGAGCGUCUGCACAUUGUGCUUACCCCGCGGGGGUUUUAAUGAAGAGUUCUUUAAUGAGACUGGCUAGGGUUUGUUUUUUGGGGGGGUGGAUUGGUUAACUUAGCUGAAUCAUUCUGUUAUUUAGUCUCUCCUCUCUACCCCACCCCGCCCUGCGGGCUGUUGUUAUUCUUUCAUUGGUGCCCAAAGCCUGUCGAUUACUUUAAGGUUGCAACUUGUACGCGAGUGUUCUAUUGGAUCCCACAGGGUUCCAUUCCCAGCGUCUCCACGUUCCAAAGUGAUUGUUCUAUUGGAUCCCACAGGGUUCCAUUCCCAGUGUCUCCACGUUCCAAGUGAUUGUUCUCCUGGAACCCGGAGGCGGGCGCUGCUGCCUCCCGAUCUCAAACACCAUAUUCCCCAGGGUAUCCCCCUCGAUGACGGCCGCAACCCGGCAGUGAACACACGGUGUACCGCCUGGCAGUUCAAAAAUUACAACCUUCUAUCGCCUUAUCUAUCCACUUUUACUUUUAUGUUUAAUUGUGGUGAACACUCCCGGUUUUUAAAAAAAAGUUAGAACUCCCCAAUGAUCAGCAGAGAAGUGACUUAAAAAGUCACCCCUUCUGCCAAGGGCAAGAGGAUACAGAAGAUACUUGUUUUUUUUCUCUCAACAGUGCGUGCGUUUCCUGAAAUAAAUAUGGUCGAGUUAUCUCAGCUGUCCCCGUUAUAGGAAGCGUGAGUUGCUUGUGGAAGCGAAAGUUUCAAUUCGAGAGUAUAACCGUUCUCGCUGAUUGUACGUUUAGUGUUUUCCUCAAUUUUGACUAACUUUUGAAUAUUGCAAACAGCCGUGGGCCUCUUGAAAAUGAGCACACCAAAUUUCAGAAAGGGGACAGCUGCGUUUUCAGUUAUCUUUUUAUUUGCUGCGUGUCAAACGUUUCCAACCCCGGCCGACCGAGAUACUUUGAUGAAACUGGAGCAGUUCGAAUUUAUAGGCGGUAAUCUACUCUCGACUAAAAAAGAACUUCAGCUUAAUUAUAUACUUGAGAAAAUAAAAGGAAAGGAAAUAACAGAAGGAAUGAAAACUGGUAAAUUCCCACCAGCCAUGCACUUUUUCAGAGCAAGAGAACUAAUUGAACAGAGCUCAGUUUUUAACAUUAUACAGAAGAUGCCCAAAGGUGCUGGUUUACAUCUCCAUGAAUAUGCCUUAUUGAGUGUGGAUUGGCUUGUGAAGAAUGCUACUUACCUGCCUAAUUGUUACAUUUGCUUCACACCUAUGGAUGGCAUCAGGUUUCAUUAUUUCUCUAGAAACCAGCAGAAAAGGCUGGCGAACUGCUCAGAAUGGAUUUUGCUUGAGCAAUAUAGGAAACAAAUUCAAAACGUCACAGAAUUUGAUAACAGCCUAUACAGAAAUCUUACAUUGGUAACAGAAAACCCUGAAGAAGCCUACCAAUCGCAAAACAUCAUUUGGAAAAAAUUUGCUAACGUAUUUACUGCUGCUAGCAGUCUCAUUUCAUAUGCCCCAGUAUUUAAAACCUACUUCUAUGAGGCUUUGAAGGAAUUCUAUCAUGAUAAUGUACAAUACAUAGAGAUACGAGCAUUGCUACUGCCGGUCUAUGAACUCGAUGGAACCUUACAUGACAAGGAUUGGUCCAUUAUGGCUUACCAGGAGGUUGCCAGACAAUUCAAAAAUGAUAAUCCUGACUUUGUGGGAGCCAAAGUCAUCUUUUCUGUACAUAGGAAAUUGAACAACUCAGAAAUGAAAACUAUGAUAAAUGAGGCCAUGGAACUUUACAAGAAAUUCCCAGAGAUUUUGGCAGGAUUUGAUAUGGUUGGUCAGGAAGAUGCUGGGCACCCGCUAUGGUAUUUCAAGAAUGAGCUAUUAAUUCCAGCAAAAAUGGGAAUUAAGCUGCCUUACUUCUUUCAUGCGGGGGAAACUGACUGGGAAGGCAUGAGUAUAGAUGAAAACGUCUUGGAUGCCUUUCUGCUGAACACAAGUCGAAUAGGCCAUGGCUACAGCAUGAACAAGCAUCCUGUGGCAAAGCAGUUUUCCAAAAAGUUUGAUGUGCCAUUGGAAGUGUGUCCAAUCUCAAACCAGGUGCUUAUGCUGGUGAGUAAUCUACAGAAUCACCCAGCUGCAGCCUUCAUGGCAGAAGGUCAUCCCAUGGUCAUUAGUGCUGAUGAUCCAGCUGUUUUUGGGGCUCGUGGUUUAUCGUAUGACUUCUAUGAGGCUUUCAUGGGAAUAGGAGGUUUAAAGGCUGAGCUGACAACACUGAAGCAAUUGGCAUUGAACUCAAUCAAGUACAGUGCUAUGUCUGCCCAGAUGAAAGCUGAAACCAUCAAACUCUGGCUUAAAAAGUGGGAUCAGUUUUUGGAUGUUGUUCUUCACAUGUUCAAUAGUGAUGAGCUGUGAGAAGGGGUUUUCUAAUUGGGAGGUAUCUAAAUUCCUGUGCUAUGGUGACUGCUUUCCUUGUUUUGAAAGCAUUCUGAGAACCCAAUUCAUCAACUGUGCUUUUAGUUAUACCCCCAAUACCUUUAUAUUAUUUCCUUUAUCCUCUCUCGCUCAGUAUCCAAUUUAUUCUUCCAGUCUGCAAAUGAUGGUUUAGUUAUACCCCCAAUACCUUUAUAUUAUUUCCUUUAUCCUCUCUCGCUCAGUAUCCAAUUUAUUCUUCCAGUCUGCAAAUGAUGGUUUUUACUCGUUUUACACUGUCAGGCACUUGAAAAAAUAGCUUUAUCCAGCACCCUUGAUUUGGCUACAAAAGAAAGAAAGUCUUGUAUUUCUAUAGUGCCUUUUGGCCUUGGGGUAUCCAAAGGUGUUUUAUAACCAAUGAAGCUCUUUUAGCACUUGUAAUGUAGGAUCUUCAAAAUUGUACACAUGUUGUAAGACCUGGUACAUGAAUGUAAAUUUGGGCCGUCCUUUAUUGGUCUUCAGAAUAUAUUUAUUUUGAAUGAUAUUUAUAUCCCUUUUGUGAAUAUAAAUUUUCUCCGGUUCAGUGUGCUGAAAAUCAAAGCCAUCCUUGUCUUUGGUUCCCUCCCUGCCCUUACGUAGCUCUGAUCUUGAUGCCAUUAACCUUCCUGGCUGCAAUCAUGAGAUCAUAAGAAAUAGGAGCGGACAAGGCCAUUUGGCCUACUGAGCCUGCUCUGCCAUUCAGUAAUAUCAUGACUGAUCUGAUUAUGGACAUAAAUCCACUUUCCUGCCUGCCCCCUAUAACCCUUGAAGAUCAAAACUUCUGGCAACAUCACUCUAAGUCUAAAGGUAUGGAACCUUGGAGUACUGCUAGCCCUGGAACUGAAAUUCCUUUAUUACACCCAUUCCAAUAGCAAGACUGCUUUUGUCUCUCAAUAAUGCUCUCCUAACUGGUCUCCUUGCUUCCCAAUUAAAACAACGUACCAUGUUCCGAGUUCUCAUUUCUGCAAAGUCACGUGCUUCUAUCACCCCUAUCCCUGCAAAUUUCUACUGGCUUCUCAUGUGAUUGCAAGUCGAUUUUAAGAUUUUUAUUUUGGAUUUUGUAGCCCACAUGACCUCACAUGCACUUCCAUCUGUCUCUUUCUAGCCUUUUGGCCUCCAACAACCUCUUACACCAGUCUGCUCCUCCCCUGCUCCCUCAUUCAUUAUUAGCAACCAUUGUUUUAGUCAGUUGUGCUUUAGAACCCCCUAUCUAAAUUCCUGUGCUAUGGUGACUGCUUCCCUUGUUUUGAAAGCAUUCUGAGAACCCAAUUCAUCAACUGUGCUUUUAGUUAUACCCCCAAUACCUUUAUAUUAUUUCCUUUAUCCUCUUUCGCUCAGUAUCCAAUUUAUUCUUCCAGUCUGCAAAGCAUUUUUCUAUACACAAAAAGCAGUAUAGAAAUGCAAUUUUAUAAUUGUAAACUGGAGCUGAAACUGUUGUCAGCCCCUAAUGAUAUGGCAAUUUUUUACUAAAAAUGAUAUGGAUGAAAAUAUAAAGGAAACGAGUCCUUUCAUUUUUGAUUAUCAAGUAAUCUUAUCAAUUUAUGCCAGAGAUGGGUAGCAGUAAUAGGGAAGGGAGAAGACAUGAGAUGGAAGACAAAGGUUCAGCUUGUGGGUCUAGCUAUCUGUUAACAUUUGUAGUGUCUAUAUGAAACAUCAUUGACCCCGAGAUGGGUUUUGUUGAGGUGAGCCAUUUCAGAGGCAAAGAGUUUGUCAUGUUAAUAAAGGAAAAAGGAGACUAGUUUGGAAUCCGCCCUUACACUGCACCUUGAACCACAAUUAAUCUUUCCAGGAGAUUAAAUAAUGUUAGCUUCAUUUUUUAUGUAUGACUUGUGGAAAGGAAAACAUUGUUCAGAUUUCUUUUUUUUAAUUGUGUCUGCAACAUUAUUGGAAGGAAUGUACAUUGUAAGAAUGAUUCUAGUGCAAUGUAACAUGACCCAUAUAUACUUAUACACAAACAUAAAAUGGCACCUUGUUCAAUAAUGUUCACAAAAAGUUUCUUGUGGAUUGAAUACAUACUUAUGCUUUAUGAUAACAAUAUAAAAAUGCUGAGCCAGUAAUUAUAUGUAAGUUUAUCAUUAAUUUUAACAGCUGUUACUAUGUUUUAUAAAUGCAUUUGAUUUCAAAUAUAGGUCAAAUACUAACUGCAUGACAUGUUAAAUGUAAAAUAGUUGUCAAAUGAAAGUUUCCUAUAACCUUUCAUUUACUACAUAAAUAUUUGUAGAAGGGCUUGUACAUGACGCAGCAUAGGUUCAGGUUCCUUGUCAUUUGUAUUCAAGCAGAAUCUUUGCCAUCUGCAAUGGGUAUCUAUUCAUCCCAGCAGGAAUAGGAGUGAUUCAUUCAGCUGAGUGUGAGGAACCUGAUUAAAUGACUACUGAAAAAGGAGCUCUGUAAUAUAAGUAAUGAAACAUUGCUCAAAUGGACAGAUUUUUUUUUGAGUAUUCAUCGAUAUGGUAAUAGGAUUGUAGACAAGGUGAAAUGUUAUUGCUUGCUAAUUAACAUGAGCACGUGGUGAAAUGAUUAUGCAAGUCUGGCACAUGAAGAUUGUGUCCAACUGCAGUAUGGACCAGCAUAUGGCAUGUUAGUUUAAAACUGAAAAAAGUUUAAUUGUGUUUUGAUGAACUGAUUUGUGUCAAUGGUGCUAGGAUGUGCCUUGCAGCACUGCAUGGGGGUAGCACUGUCACCCCCUGAGCCUUUUCCUUAGUUUAUCUUUUACAAAAAUAAAGUUUUGAUUGAGCUGUG